GGAUUUGAAUAACCAGGUAUGAGCAUCAGCCUCCCUCGUUAACCCGUUUGAUAAUUGACCAAGCGCUCAUUCCUGUGGGAGGGCGGCGUGCCCAGGCGCGGCGCCCGGCUGCUCCUGCGUGUCCCCUGCCUGCCGCCAUGCCUGCCCGCUGCCUCCUCUGCCUGCUCCUGGGGCUGCUCCUGGCGCCCGAGCCUGCCUGCUGCCAGCAAGCCCGGGGCAGCCUCCAGCCGUGGUCACAGGGCGUCAUCGCAGUGAUUGUGUUUCUAGUCCUGGUGGCCAUCGCUUUCAUGGUCAAUAAGUUCUGGUGUAAGGAGAAAGUGGAGAACGUUGAGACAGUGGUGAGUGUUGAGGGCAAGCACGAGGCUGUCAUGUCCAAUGGCCACGAAGGGAGAUAUGUAACUACGGCAGCUGACUUCAGGUCCAAAGAGAGCCAGCACGCCUACGAGAACGUCCUGGAGCCCGAGGAGAGGGUGAUCACCACCGCCAUGUAGCAGGUGUCCCGGAUGACCACUGUCUUUCCUCCUCUCACUCUGCUUCCUGCCGUCCUGCCGUUGUGACGAGCAUUUUUGCACCAGCAUCCCCCAUGCACGGGAGCUCCCCAACUUCUCCACGGCUCCACCAUCUCCUGACCUUUUACCUUGCCACCUGCAGGACAUGCUUUUCUGCCCUGGGGGCUGGUGUUCAUGCAGGUAUCAGUCCCCAGGAGAGGUCCAGAGGUGCCACUUCUGCCCGGUACUCACCUCAGCUGGUUGGUGAGGCUGACAUCCCCAGUCUCAGGGGGUGCUGACCUGCUCCAGACAUGGAGGGGUCCCCACUGGGUGCCUGAGACCUCCUCGCAUCCCCAGCCACCCUCCAGGGAUGUGCUGAUGGAAAACCUGUCCUCUUCUCCCCAUUUCAGCCUCCUUUUUAUGACCUACACCACGUGUUUUAAUGGCAGAACGAACCUUCUCCCCUGUAUAUAUUUUCCCUGUGAGCAAUAAAGAGAAUUGUUGCCCACA
Molecule: messenger RNA, 998 nt
Organism: Columba livia (rock pigeon)
Lineage: Eukaryota; Metazoa; Chordata; Aves; Columbiformes; Columbidae
Gene: PDZK1IP1
Product: PDZK1 interacting protein 1
Exons: 4
Coding region: 138-491 (117 amino acids)
Source: RefSeq, a predicted model, not a curated record